UACUGGCAGACGUGUACCUACCGGAUAUCCAUCAACAGUUUCGUUCGAUUUUGCUCGAGUGGCGCGAGCUAGGCAAGCGAACUAAUUGAAGCUUAAUGGCACCCAACAAGUGUUUUUCGAGAAAACAUUUCAAUUCGAAGGAUUAAAAUAUUUACAGUGUAAUUAAUUGAUCGCAAAUUUGUUUACAAAUACGUACACAACCACACCGAGGAAGUGCAACAAGCGAUAGGAAGAAGAUGGCUUUCAAAGUGACUCGAAAAUGUUUAGUGUACUCGGUGCUGGCAGUACUGAUAGCCGCUGCGCUGCUAACCACCCUUCUAGUGCUGCUUUUACGUGACGACGAAGAAAUCAUGAAGAGCUAUAAGUUCAGCAACAGCGAUCUUGUUAUCCAGCUGAUGGAGCAGCCCGAUCAUCGGUACGUGAUCAGUAUAAUCAGGGAUGGCACACCGAUCCAGCGUGUCACGCUGGAUUACGACUUCACCGAUGACUCGGAGGUCGAAACGAUCCCGCGUGGUCUCCGGCUGGAAGGCAACGACCAGUGGGUUGAGAUUCGGGAUGUAGAGGAUUCGAAAAACUUUUCCAUGAUCAGUAUUACACGCACCCUUCGCAAAGGGCAAAUCAUAUCGGACGUGAUUCACACUGCCGAUCUCGUUCGGGGCCGUCCGGUCCAGUGGUACGGUGGACCGGAGCAAAAGGAACAGCACUAUCCGGUGCAACGGUUGCGCUUCGAGGAUUACGCCUAUGUUCCGAAGGAGCUGAACAGUGCGGCCAUUACGGAACGCUACUGGAUGAACUCGGUCGGCAUUUUUUUCUACGUGGAAAAAGAAGUUCCAUUGUUUAUUGACCAGGAUGAAAGUUCACUCAGGUUUACUGCUAAGAAAGAACUACCGUACUAUACGUACGAAGACACGUAUGAAUUCAACUAUCGAAUAGGGGUGGCUAAGGAUGCCAAAGAGGCGCACAUGAAAGCGAUAGAUAAGGCUCUGAAUAAACCAGUGGGAAUUCCCGAUGAACGUAUGGUGAGGUACCCGAUAUGGUCAACCUGGGUGAGAUAUGGACGGCCAAUCAAUCAGCAAACGGUGCUGGAUUUUGCCUCGGAAAUCAACGCCUAUGAUUUUAAGAAUGCACAGUUGGAUAUUGACGACUAUUGGGAGAACUGCUACGGGUCGUUAAUAUUUAAUCCCAUAACUUUUCCGAAUGUAACAGAACUGACGGAGCAGUUGAAGGAAAUGGGUUUUCGGGUGACUCUCUGGAUUCAUCCGUUCAUCAACAAAAACUGUCAGCCGUGGUAUACUGAGGCACUGUCGAAAGGAUUCCUCGUAAAAUCACACAAUGAAACCAUUGGGUACAACACCAAGUGGUGGAACAGUGGCGAAAACGAAGCAUCCUACAUAAAUUUCAAUAACCCGUUGGCCGUUGACUGGUUUCGUCAGCGCUUGAUGGAGCUGCGAGAUCUGGGUAUCGAUAGUUUCAAGUUCGAUGCCGGCGAAACCAGUUGGGCACCGGAGGAUCCGGAUAUUGCGGGAGCGGUUAGCCUGUCACCCGCUAGUAUGACGACCAAUUUUGUGCGCAUGUGUGCCGAAUUCGGAUCGAUGAUCGAGGUCAGAACCGGUUGGACUACGCAGGAUUUGCCGGUGUUCGUGCGAAUGCUAGAUCUUGACACGCACUGGGGGCUAAAUAAUGGACUACAGUCGCUGAUUCCGACGCUGCUGCAAAUGAAUCUGAAUGGUUAUCCGUUCGUGCUGCCGGAUAUGAUCGGCGGGAAUGUGUAUGGGGACGAUAUAUUGACAAAGGAGCUGUUCAUCAGAUGGAUGCAAGCGAACACUUUUAUGCCCAGUAUGCAGUUCUCCAAGACACCCUGGGAUAUUGAUAUUGAAACGGUGGAGAUAAGUAAACGUUUCGUUCGUUUGCACGAGGAAUAUUCGGAUUAUAUUUUGCAACGAAUGCGAUUAGCUGUGGCGGAAGGUAUUCCAGUUAAUCCACCCAUUUGGUGGUUGGAUCCUAAUGAUGAAGAUGCUUUAACAGUCAACGAUGAAUAUCUUCUCGGAGAAGACAUUCUGGUGGCACCGGUUUUGAUCGAGUUCGCCGUCACACGGGAUAUCUAUCUGCCCAAAGGAACCUGGCGUGAUGGCAACAGCAAUCAGGUGUACGAAGGAGGACGGUGGUUGAGAAAUUACACCGCACCGAUUACUACGCUGCCAUAUUUCGUUAAGACAUCAUUUCAAAUGAGAUAGUAAAAUCAUUCGAACACAAAACUACUCAUUAGUGGUGGAAUUUCGAAGAAAUACAAGAUGUACAUACCGUUGCGUUGAAACACUUCGUGUCUUA
Sabethes cyaneus is the source of this 2328-nucleotide messenger RNA. Its product is annotated as myogenesis-regulating glycosidase-like. Gene Ontology annotation, biological process: carbohydrate metabolic process. The transcript is spliced from 5 exons. NCBI's taxonomy places the organism in Eukaryota, Metazoa, Arthropoda, Insecta, Diptera, Culicidae. Bases 237 to 2234 code for a protein of 665 amino acids. Gene Ontology annotation, molecular function: hydrolase activity, hydrolyzing O-glycosyl compounds. The record is from RefSeq and is a predicted model, not a curated record.